Molecule: messenger RNA, 8493 nt
Organism: Myxocyprinus asiaticus (Chinese sucker)
Lineage: Eukaryota; Metazoa; Chordata; Actinopteri; Cypriniformes; Catostomidae
Gene: trpm3
Product: transient receptor potential cation channel, subfamily M, member 3
Exons: 27
Coding region: 328-5679 (1783 amino acids)
Biological process (GO): protein tetramerization; monoatomic cation transmembrane transport
Cellular component (GO): membrane
Molecular function (GO): monoatomic cation channel activity
Source: RefSeq, a predicted model, not a curated record
AGACAUCAGGAGACUGAGACCAGAGAGGAACCCUCGCAGUCGGGGCUACACUGGCAACGUUUUCUGUCUCUCUCCUUCUGGGUUUCUCUUUCUACGGGUGAAGCUCUGACAUCAAUAACUGAAGCAGCAGCACCAUACACAACAGGGUGUAGAUGCCAAACUCCCUCCAUUUCUUUCGUUCCUCUAUCCAAGAAAAUCAGAAGCGAGGAGGUGGGAACGACAUGCCCUGACACUUCUGGCGAGUUUUAGAGGAAGAGACAUCAUCAGUGUAGAGUUACUUGUUUUUGUGCUUUUCGUUCUCGAGUUGUCAAGGACACUUUCAAAGUUAUGACUAAACGAAAAUGGGAGGGGAGGAGAGAGGGCUUCAAGGUCAGCUCCACGAGGGAGGAGGUGCAGGGGCCCGGACGCCCUUCCACCAGAGGGCGCUUCUCUGAGUCUUGGAAGAGAUUAAGCUCCAGACAGGGGUCUACCAAGAGGUCAGGACUGGCCGCACAGCAAGCAGUGGCACAGAAGUCAUGGAUAGAAAGAGCUUUCAGCAAAAGAGAAUGUGUGCACAUUAUUGUAAGCAGCAAAGACCCCCAUAGGUGCUGUUGUGGCCGGCUAAUUGGUCAACAUAUUGGCUUGCCCCCCAGCAUCUCAUCCAAUCAGAAUGAGAAGUCAGAGCGUGUACCAAAGAAUGACAGCCUGUCAGAGAAAUGGUCCAUCAGCAAGCACACACAGCUCAGUCCCACCGAUGCCUUCGGAACCAUCGAGUUCCAGGGAGGUGGACACUCCAACAAAGCAAUGUAUGUACGAGUGUCUUACGACACAAAGCCAGAUUUACUGCUGCAUCUAAUGACGAAGGAGUGGCAAUUGGAGCUUCCCAAGCUGCUCAUCUCUGUUCAUGGAGGACUACAGAACUUUGAGCUACAGCCCAAACUCAAGCAAGUUUUUGGCAAGGGUCUCAUUAAGGCUGCCAUGACCACUGGGGCCUGGAUCUUCACUGGAGGAGUUAACACUGGAGUCAUCAGGCAUGUUGGUGAUGCUCUAAAAGAUCAUGCAUCAAAAUCAAGAGGGAAGAUCUGCACGAUUGGUAUUGCCCCCUGGGGAAUUGUGGAGAAUCAGGAAGACCUGGUGGGAAAAGAUGUGGUCCGGCCAUACCAGACAAUGUCUAACCCUCUGAGUAAGUUAACGGUACUCAACAGCCUACACUCCCACUUCAUCCUGGCUGACAACGGCACCACUGGAAAGUAUGGGGCUGAGGUGAAACUGCGCAGACAGCUGGAGAAACACAUCUCCCUGCAAAAGAUCAACACACGGAUUGGGCAGGGUGUUCCAGUGGUGGCUCUGAUAGUGGAAGGGGGUCCUAAUGUGAUCUCUAUUGUACUGGAGUACCUGAGAGACACUCCUCCUGUCCCCGUGGUGGUGUGUGAUGGGAGCGGUCGUGCCUCUGACAUCCUGGCCUUCGGGCAUAAGUACUCAGAGGAGGGCGGACUCAUAAACGAAUCUUUGAGAGACCAGUUGUUAGUCACCAUUCAGAAGACAUUUACUUACAGCCGGACACAGGCCCAGCAUCUCUUCAUCAUUCUGAUGGAGUGCAUGAAGAAGAAAGAACUGAUAACAGUGUUCCGGAUGGGAUCAGAGGGACACCAAGACAUUGAUUUGGCCAUUCUAACAGCUCUCCUGAAAGGUGCCAAUGCCUCAGCUCCAGAUCAACUAAGUCUGGCCUUGGCCUGGAAUAGAGUGGACAUCGCCCGGAGCCAGAUCUUCAUUUAUGGACAGCAGUGGCCUGUGGGUUCUCUAGAGCAGUCUAUGUUGGAUGCGCUGGUACUGGACAGAGUGGACUUUGUGAAGUUGCUGAUAGAGAAUGGAGUGAGCAUGCACCGUUUCCUGACGCUUUCCAGACUCGAAGAGCUAUAUAAUACGAGGCAUGGGCCGUCCAACACCUUGUACCACCUCGUCAGAGAUGUGAAAAAGCAAGAAUAUCCAGGGUUCAGUUGGAUCUACCUCAAGGGUAACCUCCCCCCUGACUACCGCAUUAGCCUGAUCGACAUUGGAUUGGUGAUUGAAUACCUCAUGGGUGGAGCCUAUCGCUGCAAUUAUACCAGGAAGAGAUUUCGGACCCUCUAUCACAAUCUUUUUGGACCUAAGAGACCAAAAGCCCUAAAGCUGCUUGGAAUGGAGGAUGACAUGCCCAUUAGAAGAGGGCGUCAGAAGACCACACGGAAGCGUGAGGAGGAGGUAGACAUCGACCUGGAUGACCCGGAAAUCAAUCAUUUCCCCUUCCCGUUCCAUGAGCUGAUGGUCUGGGCUGUGCUGAUGAAACGGCAGAAGAUGGCCUUGUUCUUCUGGCAGCAUGGAGAAGAGGCUAUGGCAAAAGCACUGGUGGCCUGCAAGCUAUGCAAGGCAAUGGCUCAUGAAGCAUCAGAGAACGACAUGGUAGAUGACAUCUCACAGGAACUCAAUCAGAACUCAAGGGAGUUUGCUCAGUUGGCUGUUGAGCUGCUGGAUCAGUCCUAUAAGCAGGAUGAACAGAUGGCCAUGAAGCUGUUGACCUACGAACUGAAGAACUGGAGUAAUGCCACCUGUCUGCAACUGGCUGUGGCUGCCAAGCACAGGGACUUCAUUGCACACACCUGCAGCCAGAUGCUCCUCACUGACAUGUGGAUGGGACGUCUGCGAAUGCGCAAGAACUCUGGCCUGAAGGUUAUCCUGGGCCUGCUUCUUCCCCCUUCCAUAUUAAGCCUUGAGUUUAAAAAUAAGGAUGAAAUGUCAUAUAUGCCUCAGGAUCAGGACACCUACCUGCAAGAGAAGGAUGUGGAUGAACCUGAGAAACAAGCUAAAGAGAAAGAGGAGGAGGACAUGGAGUUCACAGUAAGAUCUUACUGUGAGACGCAGUACAACUCCGUGGCCAUGCUGGGAAAUGUGAGUACAGAAGCAUCCCGCAAGAAACAGGUGGCAGAGGUGCAGAACCGCCAUCGACUGAUUCCACUGGGACGCAAAAUUUACGAGUUUUACAACGCUCCUAUUGUCAAGUUCUGGUUUCACACGUUGGCCUAUGUAGGGUACUUGAUGCUCUUCAACUAUAUUGUGUUGGUGAAGAUGGACCUGUGGCCCUCUCCCCAGGAGUGGAUUGUCAUUGCCUACGUCUUCACCAAUGGCAUUGAAAAGAUGAGAGAGAUCCUCAUGUCAGAGCCAGGGAAGCUCCUGCAGAAGGUCAAAGUGUGGUUACAAGAAUACUGGAACAUUACUGACCUCAUGGCCAUCCUCAUCUUCUCCAUUGGGAUGGUGCUCCGCCUACAAGACCCACCCCUGAUGAGCUACGGGAGGGUCAUCUACUGUGUCAAUAUCAUUUAUUGGUACAUACGCCUGCUUGACAUCUUCGGAGUGAACAAAUAUCUGGGUCCAUAUGUCAUGAUGAUCGGCAAGAUGAUGAUAGACAUGAUGUAUUUUGUGAUCAUCAUGUUGGUGGUGCUGAUGAGUUUCGGGGUGGCACGGCAGGCCAUCCUCAAUCCCAAUGAAGACCCUUCCUGGAUGCUGGCACGCAACAUCUUCUUCAUGCCAUACUGGAUGAUCUAUGGAGAGGUGUUUGCUGACCAAAUCGACCAUGUGAAUAGUAGGAAGCUACAGCACAAAGUGAAUGAAAAACUCUGGCUGGUCGACAAUUACGUUCGCUCUCAAGGAACUGGGCGUAGCAGUGGUCCAUCCCAUAUAGCUCCAUGUGGACAGAACAUCACCACAGAAGGAGGAGUCAUUAUAUCUCUCCCACCCUGCAAGACUGGAGCUUGGAUUGUCCCUGCCAUCAUGGCCUGCUACCUGCUGGUGGCAAACAUCCUGCUGGUUAAUUUGCUAAUUGCUGUCUUCAACAACACAUUCUUCGAAGUGAAGUCCAUCUCCAACCAGGUGUGGAAGUUCCAGAGGUACCAACUGAUCAUGACUUUCCAUGAACGUCCUGUCCUUCCUCCUCCACUCAUAAUCUUCAGCCACAUAACAAUGGUUCUCAAACACCUCUGCUGUCGCUGGAGGAAGCACGAUGAGGAUGAGCGUGACUAUGGGCUGAAGCUCUUCAUCACUGAAGAUGAACUGAAAAAGGUACAUGACUUUGAAGAGCAGUGUAUGGAGGAAUAUUUCAGAGAGAAAGAUGACCGCUUCAAUUCUUCCAAUGAUGAGAGGAUACGUGUGACAUCUGAAAGGGUGGAGAACAUGGCAAUGCGUCUUGAGGAGGUGAAUGAGAGGGAACAUUUCAUGAAAGCAUCUUUGCAGACUGUGGACAUCAGGCUUGCCCAGAUGGAGGAGAUGAUUGGCCGUAUUGCUGUGGCAUUGGAGCGGGUAACAGGUGUGGAUCGAGGUGAAGUCAACAAAGGGCGGUCCAGGACAUCAUCCGACUGCACUGAUACAAAUUACAUCCUUCGCCAGAGCAGUUUCAACAGCCAAGAAGGCAAUGCCUACAGGCUACAGGAGUCUAUGGAGCAGGGUGGAGAAGAGUCCAUUUCCCCUACUUCUCCAACCACUCUGGCCCCACGCAUCCGCAGUCACUCCUUCUAUGUGAGCCCCUCCUCCAAGGACAGGUGCAGUGCAGAUCGGUCAGAAGGUUUCUUCAAAGAGAAAUUGUUCAGUCUCCACCGGGCCAACAGCUCUCAUUCUGUAUCCUCAGGAGCAGGCCCCAAAGAUUCCAAGCCUGCACCUUUGAAUACUUUGUCCGUGCAGCAGCAACUUCGCCCCUCUUCCUGUAUAGACAUCUACGUUUCUGCCUCAGAGGAUGUCCCAACCACUGAUUGCUUCUUGGAGCCAGUCAGAACAGUUCCAACUCUUGCUCGAGACGCAUCUCUCCAUUCUGAGAUCAUGGAGGCGGUGAUCUCAGGGGGGCGGGACUGCAGUGGAAGGGCCGGGGGAAGUGAAAGGCAGUCGGAUGGUACAGUCCUAUUUGAGGACAGUGCUGCCGCUGACCUAUCACUCGGCUCUGCCCACCUGCUGCCAGAUACCCUGCCCCCCUGGGACCUGGACCCCUCUCCGCCACCAUCAGCCGGUGUUCUAGAACGGUCCAAGAGCAGCCGCUACUUGUCUGCAGCAGGGCCUCUGUUUCUGGAUGAGCCAACAUUGGUUAAGUCGCACAGCCUGAUGUUUACAUCACGUGGUUACUAUGGUGGCAUGGGUGUGCAGGUCAAAGCAGCCGAGUAUACCAGCAUUACAGAUUGCAUUGACACUCGUUGUGUCUCUACACCUUACCCUGUCCCAGAGCGAUCAGACUCGCCUGGAGGCUCUUUCACGUUCGAUAAGCCCCAGGAUUUGGGUGUCUCACACCCUGAACGAGAUGCCGAGCUCAGUCAUGCAGAGUCUGAUCCAGAGGAACCUGCGGAGGGGUCAGCAGACACAUGUAAGGUGGGUCAAAGUAGCAGUAGUGGGGGAAUAGGUGCAGACCUAGGCCUUGGCCUGGCACUGGGCCCGUUCUGCUCACCCAUCUCUAGACUAGAGCGAGCAAACAGCUGCUCCUCCUCAGAGGAGUCGCACUCCAACAUCUACUCACGAAAGAGUUUCUCCAUAAGUGAGAGAAUGGACAAGGGUCGUGGAAGCUCGAGGAAUCCUUUCCAGAAGGCCAGGGCUGGGGCAAGGCUAGAGGGUAAGACAGACUCUCUGUCUAUGAGGAAGCUGGCGAAACCCUCAGCAUUCCAAAGUUUUGACAGCAGACAUAAUUACACGUGAUGAUAACGGACAAAUAGUAAUGGCAUUAUAGAUCUAGUUUUUUGUAGAAUGGCUCUACCUCGUUUAAAAUCCAAGGGCCAAUUCUUUAAUUAGUACUGUCUGAGUGAGUAAUUAGCUGUACACUGGAAUGUUUUAUCACGGUUAUCAACUACCUAUUCAUUUUCUAAUAUAGCACUGCAAUGCAAAUUCUUUUUUGCAAAUUUUAAUUUUUUAGAAUUCAUAAACUCAGAACAUGACCAUCACUGCCAUUUGGCCAACGUUAGUUUCCAGUUCUUUCAAAUUUGUAAUCUACUGUUGUUACUUCGUCAGGAAAAUGGUGUUUGGGAAAUGGCUAUAGGGUAUAGGUAUUCAUAAUGAAGGGAAACAAUCUGAGAUUGACAAAAUCUUGGAAUGCAUUUUCUAGAUAAAAGUUUGUGCCCAUUUUAUGAGGCGUUUGAAUGCAGUUCUCUAAGAUAUUUGUAGAAUUUCACCCUCACAUCAAUUUUAAAUGACUAAAUGAUCAUCGUUUUCUUUUGUUGUCUGUAUUUUUCCAAAAUUAUCACGAGAGAUAAUCCUUAAAACUCCUUAAAACCCAUUUUAACUCAGUUGAACUCUAGGGCACUUAGUGCAUGUUCAGAAUGGAAUACUAACUUACUGCAUACAAUGCAGUAUAUGCUGUAUAAUAUAUAUUUUUAAAUAGUAUGUGGAAAAAAUAUACAGUAUGUGACAAAAAUGUUUCAAACAUUGACCUGACUCUAUAUUGUAUGUUUGAGAAAUAUGGUUAUUUUGCAUUUUUAAUCUAAUAUAUUGUAAAAAUGUAGUUUGUCAUUUGGGUAUUCAGUGCAUCCAAAAAAUAUACAUACUGCAAGAAAAAUAUUUUAAAAUAGUAUUGCCAUUCUGAUCAUACCUUCAGACUCACGAUACUGCAAAUGCUAAAUUGCAUAGAGUACCUAUCCAAAAUCGUUUUAAAAGCAAAAAGAAAAACAUUUUUUUUUUUUGCAAAGAGCCAGAUUUUUUUAUAAGUGUAUCUUAUUUUUCACAGAACAGGUUCUAUAUGUUGACUUGCUAUGCAAGACGCCACACAGAGUCGACCAGUAAGAAGUGUUAUGCAUUUUAGAGCAGGAGUUCAUUAUGCACAUGCACAUCAAUCUGAUUACUAAUCAUCCUGAGUCUUCGGACGGUUAAGAUAUUAAAUCAAAUAGUAAAUCAGCACAGAUCAGGCAGGAACCAUUAAACUCACCCAUUGUAUACACUCUUGUUUUUAAUGUUAUUAAAAUGUCAUCACUUUCUCUGUUAAUGUGUUAACAUGACAGUAAAGGACUUAAUGAAGAACAAUAUAUAUUUAUAAUAUUUUCUUUUAUUUCCAGAAAGUUAUAUGCCAUGGCAAUUUUCUUCCUCCUUUAUGGUUAAUCAGUAUACAGUAUGUUUGGUUUAUAUUACAUAUAUACAGUAUUUCAACUGAUUUGGCCCCUUUUUUAUUUAUUAAUUUAAAUUGAGAGAAAACAUGUUUUUUAUACAUCAAUUUAAUUACACUAAUACAUUUUACUGCUCUAUAACACACUAUUUUUUUAUUUAAUUAAAAUCAAAUGAAGCCGUGCAUCCCUUUCGGUAGAUCUUUAUGUGUGUAGUUUUUAAUCUAAAACAAUUUUAAGCAAUACAGAAACAUGAGUAGUAUCUCUGGAAUCAAAUCAUAGUCUACACAAAACUUAUAUAUAUACUGUAUAUUAUUUACUUCAUUCCAUUUCCAUCUUAUUCCACCACACAUAUCUUUUAUGGGGUGUAUUUUAUUUUCCUUACUCAUGUGCAAUACUGCAAAGAGUUUUAAAAACAUUAUAGGCAACUGUCACAGUGUUCUGUGAUCUAGAAAUGUAUGCUUAGUGUUAAAGCUUGUGUGUGAACCAAAAACAUAAAUUACUAAAAUUAUUUUUCUUGUGCAUAGUAGUAAUUCUAAUCACUGUGCUUUUCAAAAAUCAGAUGAUUUUGACAAUUUAAGUACAUUUAAAAUGUAACUGUGACUUGCUUCAUUUUGGAUGUUUUCAAAUUUGGACCUGCUCUCCUCUACAGGGAAGGAGUUAAUGCUUCUACAAAGGCCCUUAAAACAUGUCCAUGCUGUAUUAUUUUGAGUAAUGUGAUUAACAAAACCUCUUGUUGGACUGGUUCCAGCAAAAGAAGACAGAGGGGGUUAUUGCUCUUAUAAGAUGUUAAAUGCAAGUUUAUCUCACUAUCCUCUGUUUCACUCUCUUGUUAUGAGAUUUUGUUUGGGAUAUGAGAGUGAAUAUAUUUAUGAAACCUGUUUUUCACAUGUAAAUGUUCUGUAUAUGAUCUGUAAAUCUUUCUGUCGUUGUAAAAAAAAAAAAAAAAAAAAAAAAAGUUUAAUAUAAUAAUAGGAUUUUAAGGAAAAGUUUCUGUGUGUCUGAUAAAAGACAUUACACUAUGACAAACUAACCAGUGUGCCAAAAUGAUGACUUAUAACUUUAUGUACAGUAUUUUCUUAAUAUUUUCCUAUACUGUAGCAUACAAGGUUGUGAAUUGUAUACCACUUUUAGUCAAGUUUCCCUCCUCUUCUUUUUAAACUUAUUGGUGAGCACUUAUCUGCUAACAAGUCUAAGCACAUGUUUUCUGCAAUAAUGCUGUAUUUUAAAUUGAAAGGUCUUAGUUUGUUAGUGUCUUUAAAAUGCAUGUUGUUCUUCCAAAUGAUAUGAGCUGAAUGAGAGAACCGAGAGUGUGAAUCAGAAGACUCUUGUCCUUACAGUAGAAAGCUGAGUAUUUGGAUGCAAAUACAAAUGUGUAUACAGUAUAUCUUAAUGUGAAUAGGAUGUUUGGCAUGUAUUAACA